Molecule: messenger RNA, 1035 nt
Organism: Penicillium lagena
Lineage: Eukaryota; Fungi; Ascomycota; Eurotiomycetes; Eurotiales; Aspergillaceae
Product: Aldo/keto reductase
Exons: 2
Coding region: 1-1035 (344 amino acids)
Cellular component (GO): cytoplasm
Source: RefSeq, a predicted model, not a curated record
AUGGCCACUUUUAAGGCUCUACCCACUCGCCCACUGGGUCGAAAUGGGCCUCUUGUUCCCCGGCUGGGACUUGGUCUCAUGGGUGCUAGUGGAACUUACGGCUCGGCCCUCUCUGAUGAAGAAAGAUUCGCAUUGCUUGAUGAGGCGUACAAGAAAGGAGAACGAUUUUGGGAUACAGCUGAUGAAUACGGCGACUCCGAGGAUUUACUCGGAAAGUGGUUUGCUGCUAAUCCCGAUAAGCGGAAGGACAUCUUCCUUGCGACCAAGUUUGGCAUCAAGCGCAUCGAUACUCCCCCCGGAAUCACGAUGGACUCGUCACCGGAAUAUUGUCGAGAGCGUAUUGAACGAUCCCUUGGUCGACUCGGACAGCCAUUUGUGGACCUAUACUACAUUCACCGUCUGGAUAAACUCACACCGAUCGAGAAGACCAUGCAGAUAAUGGUGGAACUCAAGAACGCCGGCAAGAUCAAGUACAUCGGGCUGAGUGAGUGCAGUGCAGAUUCCCUCCGUCGUGCCCAUGCAGUGCAUCCAAUUACCUGCGUGCAGAUGGAAUAUAGUCUGUUCUGUACUGAAAUCGAAUCGCCGAAGAGACGCCUGCUGGAAGUGGCACGAGAGCUCGGAGUGGCCAUUGUCUGUUAUAGCCCCCUAGCGAACGGGUUUCUGACAGGGAGAAUUCGUUCGCGCGCCGACGUGAGCAAACAUGGUGACCUGCGUAGUAUUCUACCGUGGCUGAAAGAGGGCAAUAUCGAGAAGAAUGUUGCGGUCGUCGAUCAGAUCGCCGAGAUUGCAAAGCAGAAGGGCGUGACUCUGCCGCAGUUGGCUCUUGCUUGGUUGCUUGCUCAGGGUGAUGAUGUAUUCCCCAUUCCGGGAUGUUCAAACAUCCAUCGUCUGGAUCAAAAUCUUCAGAGCUUUGAGGUGGCACUGUCGAAGGAAGAUGAACUAGAGAUGCGAAGGCUGGCGGAAGGAAUCGUUGGUGACGGGUUUCGGCAAAUUACCGGAUAUGCAUUCGCGGACACGCCUGCCUUGGAGCAUUGA